UCAUUCCAGCAGAGAGUAAAACCGAGCGAGAGAGGCAGAGCUGAACGCAUUUUCACGUCCACGCGCUCAUUCCGACACGGUGAGGACUUCUCUAAAAAAUACAAAAAUAAAAAGUCUGGGAUAAACUUCAGCAAACUGUGACCUUACCUUUCCUCACCCGGGACAUUGUGUGUGUGUUACGGGACUUUUUGUUGCGGAGGCUGAAUACCAGCUGCCUUACCUGUCCCAUCCGCCGGUCCUCGGUGCGUCGUGUCCGGCCAGCAGCGUCCCCAGUUUGAUCCAGUUCCAGAGUCCAGCUGUGAGCGACCCAUCUGCUAGAUCUCUAUCAUCAGGACGAAGAUGAGACUGUGUGGCUUCAUUGUGUUGACCCUGGCCGUCCUCGCCACCGCCAGGCCCAAAGCAGGUCCUAACCAGAAAUGUAAGUCUGGUCCGGUGGAUCUGGUCUUCCUCAUUGACAGCUCCCGCAGCGUAAGGCCACAUGAGUUUGAGACCAUGAGGAAGUUCAUGAUCGACAUCCUGGCCACACUGGACAUUGGACUCAACGCCACCAGAGUGGGAGUGGUUCAGUACUCCAGCCAGGUCCGCAGUGAGUUCUCUCUGAAGACCCACGCCAAGCUGGACGCCAUGGUGAAAGGCAUCAAUGAGAUCAUUCCCCUCGCUCAGGGCACCAUGACCGGCCUCGCCAUCAAAUACGUGAUGAAUGCAGCCUUUAUCGCCGAGGAGGGAGACAGGCCAAAGGUCCCCAACGUGGCUGUGAUCGUUACAGAUGGACGUCCUCAGGACCGCGUGGCGGAGGUGGCAGCCGAGGCCAGAGAGAAAGGCAUUGAGAUCUACGCUGUGGGGGUGGCCAGAGCCGAUAUGACGUCACUGAGAGCCAUGGCGUCCCCACCCUUCGAAGACCACGUCUUCCUGGUGGAGUCCUUCGAUCUCAUUCACCAGUUUGGACUGCAGUUCCAGGACAAGCUCUGUGGUAUGGAUCUGUGUCUGGAGUCGGACCACGGCUGUGAGCACAUCUGUGAGAGCUCCCCGGGCUCAUACCACUGCCUCUGCCUGCCUGGAUACACUCUGAAUGAUGAUGGGAAAACAUGGGAAACAUGACUGUGAACAAAUCUGCGUCAGCGCUCCCGGCGUCUUCACCUGCGACUGCAACGAAGGAUACACACUCAAUGAGGACAAGAAGACCUGCACACCCAUUGACCUGUGUGCCGAAGGAAAGCAUGACUGCGAACAAAUCUGCAUCAGUGCUCCCGGGGUCUUCACCUGCGACUGCAACAAAGGAUUCAAACUCAACAAAGACAAGAAGACCUGCACAAACAUGGACCUGUGUAACACAGUGGAGCAUGGCUGUGAGCACCAGUGUGUGAGCACCCCAGGAUCUUACUACUGUAUCUGUCCGGAGGGACAACUGCUGCAGGAUGACGGCAAGAGCUGCGGCACCUGCAAGUCUGCCAACAUCGAUCUGGUGCUUCUGAUUGACGGCUCCAAAAGUGUCCGCCCUCAGAAUUUUGAGCUGGUCAAAAAGUUUGUUAACCAGGUUGUGGACUCUCUGGACGUGUCUGCUCAUGGCACCAGAGUCGGUCUGGUUCAGUACUCGAGCCGGGUCAGGACGGAGUUCCCUCUCAACAUGUACCACACUGCUGACGAGAUCAAAGCUGCAGUCAUGAAGGUUGAAUACAUGGAGAAAGGCACUAUGACAGGUCUGGCCCUUAAACACAUGGUGGAGAACAGCUUCUCAGAGGCAGAGGGCGCUCGUCCAGCCAGCCGCAACAUCCCCCGAAUUGGACUGGUGUUCACAGACGGACGCUCCCAGGACGACAUCACAGAGUUUGCCAAGAAGGCCAAAGAAGCCGGUAUCACCAUGUAUGCGGUGGGUGUUGGAAAAGCUGUGGAAGAUGAACUUCGUGAGAUUGCGUCUGAGCCUGUGGAGAAACAUUUCUAUUACACCACCGACUUCACCGCCAUCAGCACCAUCGCUGAGAACCUCAAACUCAAUGUCUGCCCAGAGGAGAGUCAGGGGGAGAUCGAGGUGAAGGACCCAUGUGCCUGUGAGAGUCUGGUGGAGUUCCAGCAGGCCACCAUGAGCAGCCUGGAGCAGCUCACACAGAAACUGGCUGGUAUGACUGCUCGUCUGGAGCAGCUGGAGAACCAGCUUCUCUCCAGGAAGUGAUCUGAUCAUCACAGUGAGCGAACAGGACACCACAGAGGAAGAGUAGCAGGCUGAGGAAGAGGAGGGCACAUCCUGACACCAUCAUUAAAAGGGGAAAUCAGAAACCCUUUCAAUCAAUGGGCAGAACCAAAGUGUCUUUUCUCGAAGCCUUUGUAGCCUUCAGUAGGUCUGUCGCUCUUCACGUGAGGAUGAUGUUUUUAUCUGAAAGCUUGUGAUAUAGAAUCGUAUUUCUGGUAUCGAUGUAAAUGACAUAAUUUGUACACUUUUUUGUCUAAAAACAAAAACACACAUGACAGCACCACACCCACUUUCCCACCUAUCACUGAGCAGCAAAUGUUUUUUAUGAAACAGAAGGAUAUUGCAUUUCCAAGAUUCCCCAGGACAUCUGUUAACCCUGGGAAUCCGUGUGUACAAGCAAACAAACAAACAGACAAACAGCAUUGACCCUUCCUAAGUCCCGCCCCUUUUGUAACCUCAGUCAGCUUCCUCCUUUCCUGUACUUCGAUAUACUAUGCUACGUGCUAGGUGUUCUUUGCUGAAAAGACAUGCUGACACAUUUCAAAGAAGGUUAAAGGAUAAAAGACAUACGUCGCUAACUAGAUGAGUUUUGCUAUCAUUAGCUAAGUAGCUUUUAGGGGAUGACGUGCAGCAAAAGUGCCACAGUUCAGACUUGAUCUAAGCACAGGAAAGGAGGAAGGUGACAGAGGGUCUGACAGUGAUUGGAGCGCAGAGCGUAAAGGGGGCAGGGCUUAGGAAGAGUCAACACUUCAUCUGUGCAGCACAACGGGGACUGUAGGCAUGUUGGCUAUCUUUGUAAACUAGAUAAUCAGUGUACUGUAUUAGAUAUGAUUUAGUGAACAUGAUCACACGCAGUUCAUUCACAGUCACGCUCCAUUCAGCUGUUUCUCUUAGUGCUGUUUAUACUUGAUCUGUUUUGUGCGGUUUGUUAAAUAUGAUGUAUUUAUAGCAGAUUGUUUUUGUUUUUUAAGUACCACAGUAGAAUAGCAAAUUAAAAUAAAAAGUGUUAUUACCACUCCCAAUAUUAAAUUGGCCAUUUUCAUACAAAAUCAUUACUUGUUUGCUUAUAGAAACUAGUUUUGACCACAGAACAAACUGGCUUUGCAGUGUGACGACUGUUGAAGAGGAAAGUGGUUUAAAUAAAAAAAAAGGGAAGUUAGAAGUUUAAAGGCACUGUUCACUAAAGCUGUGGUCUGUUGUUUAUAAAGAAAAAUGUGAUCAAUUGGUUUUUGUAAAUCACAUUUGUUCUUCACUGUGCACUUUCUAGAUUUUGUCUCACAGUGCUCUUAACAUGUAUUAGUAUUAGUGUACAUACAAGUUAAAAUAACACAUCACAUUUCUGGCAGCAAAUCCCUCCAUAACCCUAAAGUGAUCAGUUAUCAUCAGCCUGACCUGACCAGUCGGUCGUAAUCUCGUCACAUUAGCCUAACGGAGAAUGAGAGGCCUCACAGGGUACUGAGUGUAAAUGAAUGACCACCUUAACUAUGGUAGUUUGCCUCAUUCUUGUAGUUUUGUAUAAAAAGAAAUACCACCACCAAUGUAUGCCCCUUUAUAUUUGAAUGCCUGUAUGUUUUUGUAUA
Messenger RNA from Morone saxatilis (striped sea-bass), 3765 nucleotides. It is a transcript of the gene matn4, whose product is annotated as matrilin 4. The record is from RefSeq and is a predicted model, not a curated record. Gene Ontology annotation, molecular function: calcium ion binding. Lineage: Eukaryota; Metazoa; Chordata; Actinopteri; Moronidae.